AUGGCUAAUAUGGGUGAAAAUAGAGCAAAUGGGAGUGGUAAUAUCCAACAGGAUAAUAACCUGGAGGAACUAUUCAACAAUGCUGGUUUUGAUAAUUCCCAGAAUAUUGUUGAAGCCGGGGAAGAAGAUCCAGUGGGGGGCUUUCAAGCAGCUCUUAUGGAUGAAAUUGAGGCUGCUGAUUACCAUUUAGGGUUAGAUCAACCUCCUGAAAUGAACCCAGAGGAGAAUGCUAUUUUACAUGGUAAUGAGGAAUUUAGCUCCCCUUCACUGUACAAUCCCCAGUCUCCGCAAAACUCGCCGGGUUCAGAAUCAUCGACUAACGCUAAGCCCGAUCAAAUGAACCGGGCGAGCGAUCUUCUCAUGGCGGUCUCGAUAGGAGCCGAGCUUAACAAGAACAAGAUCAUCGAACAAGCUAUCGGAGCCAUGGAUGAGCUGGUAAAAAUGGCUACAAUGGGUGAACCGCUGUGGCAACGCCAAGGGAAUGGUGGAACGGAAACGCUAAAUGGGAUUCAAUACUUGAGGGAAUUCGGUUGUUUCGAUGCAACGAUGGAAGACAUAAUAAGAAUGGUUGAAAUCGGUGAACCCGAACUUAUCCCGAGCUUCGAUUACUUCCCCCCAGAUAACCCUACACCGACUUUUCUGAAACCCGAAUUCGAACCGUUGAACAUCGAAGCUUCACGAGAUACUGGACUCGUUAACAUGAACGCUAUGAACAUUGUUGAGUUGCUCAUGGAUUCGAAGAAUUGGUCGAUGGUAUUUUCCAGCAUUGUCUCGAGAGCUACACUGCUAGGAGUUAUUUUGGACACUGUUGAUGGGAGCUGUAAUGGAGUUCUUCAAGUGAUGACAGCUGAGUUUCAUCAAUCUACACCAUUAAUACCAACUCGACAAAGCUAUUUCGCAAGGUACUGCAAGAUGGUAGCUCAUGGAACAUGGGGAGUGGUUGAUGUUUCCUUGGAGAAUCUAUUCCCAUGCCCACAAAUCCAGUUCAAAAGAAGACCAUCAGGCUGUUUAGUCCAACAAGUCCCCAACAAUGGUGGAGCUUCCAACGUCACUUGGGUCGAACACGUCGAAGUCGAUAAGAAAUCGCUUCACCCUCACUUCCGUCCCAUUGUCAACUCCGGUUUCGCUUUCAGCGCCAAACGAUGGAUCGCAGUGCUCCACAGGCAUUGCCAAUGGGUGGCAACUUGCAUGGCUACAACCACUCCUACAGAUGCUGGAGUUUUGAUACCUCAACCGGGGAGGGAGAGUAUGCUGAAGGUGGCUGAAAAGAUGACGAGAAAAUUCUUCAUGAACAUUAGUUCUUGUACCGAGAAUGCAUGGAUGGGAUUGCCUUCAAACUUUGGUGCUGAAGAUGUUAGGUUCAGAUUUGGAAAUACAUUAACUGUUCCCGGGAAGCCUCCUAGUAACACUUUAAUCAUCACUACUUCUGUUCAGGUCCCGGUUCCGGUGAACGUUUUGUUCGAUUUUCUUCGUAACGAACAUUCGAGACACAAGUGGGAUUUGCUUUCAAAGGAACGACUUGUCCGAGAACUUGCCUAUGUAAUAACCGGUGAAAAUCCUCAGAAUCGAGUCUCGGUUUUGCAAGUGAACUCGUCUCCGAACAAAAUCGAGAUAUUGUAUUUGCAAGAAAGCUACACCGAUGAAACCGGCUCGUAUAUCGUAUUCACACCGAUGGACACCUUCGCCAUGUCAUUGAUCUUGAACGGCGGGAACCCAAAUGAUCCAUGUAUUUUAUCGUCAGGGUUCGCCAUUCUGCCCGAUAAGCCACCGGGGCAAGGAGAUGGACCCGAGGGAAGUAUCUUAACGGUAGCAUUUCAAAGCGCCGAUAACUUAUCGAGCAACGAGUUAAUACCUGCGUUGACGCUUAAAACCAUCGAUGUGAUAUUGUCGUCGACCGUUGCUUCGAUCAGGGAUGCUAUGGUGUUAAUGGAUUCAUUGUUCAUAGAACUGCAGGUUUUCUUGGCCAUCAAUGGCUGCUUGGAGGGAAAUAGGGGUGACGAAACCUAA
Molecule: messenger RNA, 2007 nt
Organism: Hibiscus syriacus
Lineage: Eukaryota; Viridiplantae; Streptophyta; Magnoliopsida; Malvales; Malvaceae
Product: homeobox-leucine zipper protein PROTODERMAL FACTOR 2-like
Exons: 9
Coding region: 1-2007 (668 amino acids)
Molecular function (GO): lipid binding
Source: RefSeq, a predicted model, not a curated record